Molecule: messenger RNA, 396 nt
Organism: Zingiber officinale
Lineage: Eukaryota; Viridiplantae; Streptophyta; Magnoliopsida; Zingiberales; Zingiberaceae
Exons: 1
Coding region: 1-396 (131 amino acids)
Source: RefSeq, a predicted model, not a curated record
AUGACCCCAAAGGAGGGAACGGCCGCUACGCCGUUUCACUUGGUGUAUGGAGGAGAGGCGGUCGUCCCAGUCGAAGUCGGUGUAGAGUCCGAGCGGAUAUUGGGCUACGACGAGGACAACGCCGAAAGGAGACAGCUGGAGCUGAACUUGAUUGAUGAGAAGCGAGCCAAAGCAGCCGCUCGGCUGAUGGCGUAUUGGCAAAGGAUGAAGCAGAAUUAUAACAAGCGGGUAAUCCCUAGAGCAUUCCAGGUCGGCGACUUGGUAUGGAAGAAGGUAAAGUUGGUCGGCAAUGUAAGUAAGCUGCAGGCCCCAUGGGUCGGCCCCUUUAAGGUCAUUAAAAAGCUCCGAUCAUGCGCCUACUAUCUCGAGGAUCAAGAAGGGCGACAGCUGGAAUGA